Messenger RNA from Nerophis lumbriciformis (worm pipefish), 903 nucleotides. RefSeq names its product RALBP1 associated Eps domain containing 2 (gene reps2). Gene Ontology annotation, molecular function: calcium ion binding; protein binding. The record is from RefSeq and is a predicted model, not a curated record. Gene Ontology annotation, biological process: endosomal transport; endocytosis. Gene Ontology annotation, cellular component: plasma membrane; cytoplasm. NCBI's taxonomy places the organism in Eukaryota, Metazoa, Chordata, Actinopteri, Syngnathiformes, Syngnathidae.
CGCAGGUGCACGAGCAGCGCCACUCCUCGGGACCGCGUGGGCGGGCCACGUGUCCUCGUGCACUCUUGCUGGCCUCACCCACGGAUCCUGCACAAGCUGACUUGGUCGCCGUCCACCUGCCACACCUGUUAGUGCACAACACCCGGGAAAAUGGCCGACGCAGUGUGUGGAAGGAGGAGGAGAGAACAUCCAGCAGCAGACCAUAGUGAGGAUGCUGACCCCUGGAGGAUGACGGAGGAACAGCAGCAGUAUUACACACACCACUUCCAGAGCCUGCAGCCUGACUUGGGGGCUCGGAUUUUAGGCGUCGCUGCAAAGAACUUUUUCACCAAGUCCAAACUCCCGAUUGCAGAACUUUCUCACAUUUGGGAGCUGAGCAACGUGGACAAAGACGGAGCGCUCACAUUCUCCGAGUUUUGCACCGCCUUCCACCUGAUUGUCGCCCGCAAGAACGGCUUGGCUCUCCCCGACACGCUUCCUCCUGCUCUGCAUCCUGGGGUCCUGCAGCAGGACCAACACGGACUUGGUCUUCUCGUCUUUGUGGACCAGCUGACAGGACUCAGUCACCUGAAUGUCACAACCAAGACCCCAAGAAGCGCCAUGGCGACGCAACAAGACGCGAAAGAAGAAAGUCAUACAGCAGGGUCUUCCUCUCAGGACCUGCACACCAGGACUAGGACCCGACCAAGAUCUUUCUCCUCCACGUCCGUGGAGGACGCCAUGAGGAGGGCGGAGCAACCUCCCACGCCCCCUCCUCGCCCGCAGAAAAGUCACUCCAGGGCGUCCUCGCUGGACCUCAACAGGCUCUUCCAGCAGGGGGCGCCAGGUUUGAAACGUGGAUGGUUUCCUCCCCCUCCAGCACUUCCUCCCCGACCUUUGACCUCCCAGAAUGUUGUCGAGUGA